This is a messenger RNA of Haliotis rufescens (red abalone), 1675 nucleotides long. Its product is annotated as apelin receptor-like. Gene Ontology annotation, biological process: neuropeptide signaling pathway. Gene Ontology annotation, molecular function: neuropeptide receptor activity. Gene Ontology annotation, cellular component: membrane. Bases 220 to 1149 code for a protein of 309 amino acids. The record is from RefSeq and is a predicted model, not a curated record. NCBI's taxonomy places the organism in Eukaryota, Metazoa, Mollusca, Gastropoda, Lepetellida, Haliotidae. The transcript has 2 exons.
AAUGGACCAAGUGUUCACCAGGAAAUAAUCAGACAUGCAUAUGCAUAUUUGAAAAAGAGGGCAUUUCUUUACAUAUAGGGAAGUGUUGACGUCGAAAAACAUCUCAAACGGAUAUAUCAAUAUUAGCUUAAGUGACUAUAACGUUACGUGACAAGCUCAGUGAUGCCUUGAUGACUCGACUUAUUGCCAAUAUCCGCCUCAUCAGUAACAGCACUAAACAUGAAUGACCCGUCGGACUUGGCUCUCACACACGCUGCCCUCAUUUCCCUGUGUGUUGUGAUCGCCCUCCUCGGUAGCACAGGAAACAUCCUCAUCCUCCACAUCUACACCCACAAGAUCAGACUACCCGUCUUCGGCUUAUUCGUAAGAGCGUUGGCUACGCUUGACUUGGCUAACUCCUUAUACACCAUACCAUCAGUUAUUAUUUUCAAAGUAUUUCCUUUAAACGAUGAUAAUCAAAACGCUCUGUGCAAAUUUGUCAGCUUCACCAACCACCACAGUAUGUUAACGACAGGAAUGUUGUAUAUCGGGAUUGCAGUCCAACGAUUCCAGAAGAUCAACCGGCCACAUGGUCCCCAGAUGACGGCGAACAAGGCCAGAAGGAUUGUUGCCAUGUGCAUGACGUUUUCCUUACUUGUCAGCAUCCCAAUAAUAUUAUUGGUGGAGCGGUUCCAGAUGAAGACUGGUUCGGGAAAUAUAACCAUGUGUAAUUUUAAUAAUGUAACAUUUGAGUUCAUUGGGGAUCAGAAAGCGUCCCUGCUGCUGUCUGUGUGGGUGAGCCUUGAGCUCGUGGUCAUCACUGGAGUGUUGGUAGUGAUGUAUUGUUUGAUAUCGAAAGCACUAAGAGGAUAUACAAACUUAUCCGUAACGUGUGGAGAGAAUCUCUUGAAACCUACGACAGCGUUUUCCAUUUUGACGGUGAUCUAUUUCUGCUGUGGAAUCCCUGUAACGCUUCUGUGCUUUUAUUGCAGCAUGAAGAAGGCAGAUGAGGACAUUGAGCCAUGGAAGCUGAAUCUGAUUGAUCUAGCUUUGCACUUGCCAUUUAUUAACUGUGUAGUCAAUCCUUUCGUCUACAGCUUCUCGUCUGGACGGUUCAGAUCAGAGUGCAAAUCUGUUCUAUGUGGACGGAAGUCUCGUCCUGUGGAAUAAGGAGAAGAUGUGACGCCUUCAUUUAGUCCACACAUCAGAAGCUUCAAAUUAAUAUUAACUUGCCUCUCACCUCGGUUGCAUAGCACGUGGAUGUUGAUGUUUUAGCUUGCAAAUACAUACUGAAACAUUGCUACCCACAACGUGCGAGUGAAUUGGUUGUAACGUUGCUAUGGAUUGUAAGUGGAUGACAUUCGUAUCCAGGCGUGUCUGUUUAAUGUGGAAGGGAAGCUUAUCACGAAGACGUUGUUUUUUUACAAAUUUGGUGAAACUAUGCAUAGUUUUUGAGCUGACCGACCAUAACUCACUCAUUAUCUAGGACUCGAACCCAAGAUCAAUGAAUCCUUGCAUGACCCAGCACUUCUAAUUGCGGCGCCUUCGACGACUGGGCCACCCGUAACCACAUUCACAGUUUCACACAGUUUCUCUACAUAGUCAGAUCCGUGAAGAUCCGGGGUAGAUUAGGUCUUCAGCAACCUAUGCUUGCCGUAAAAGGCGACAAUGCUUGUCGCAAGAGGUGACUAACGGG